This is a messenger RNA of Sclerotinia trifoliorum, 1133 nucleotides long. The record is from the annotation of a GenBank genome assembly. Lineage: Eukaryota; Fungi; Ascomycota; Leotiomycetes; Helotiales; Sclerotiniaceae.
UACAUGCAUUAAUACCAAAUCAUAGCCAAAAGGAGGAAGUGAAUUGUCUAUUUUGGAGCUCCGGUAAUUCAUGUCCCUUAUCGAGAGUGUCACAGACACUGGAAAAGUGGAUAUUUUCUUCUCUUGACCAACAGGACCUUCCUAGAGUUUCUUAGAGCUUCUUAGUAUUCCAAAUACUCUACACACAGGGUAGCUUUUACGCGCCAGUGACGUUACGGCGGGGUUCAUAGUGGUUCAUGCGUGGUUCGCAGUGAAUAGUUAAGUAUGAGGCUUAACCCCUCCUUUCAUUCUUCUCUUUUCAUUAUUUCACAUCAUCUCAACAGCUUCACAUCCAUCAUCAUAUCAUCAUAUCAUCUAUCUAUCCUUCACUUCUUCAUAUCCCACACACAUAAUCGCAAUCAUGGUUAAGGUCGGAGAUUCUAUCCCAACUAUCGAGCUCGCUGAGGGCAACCCAGGAGCCAAGGUCAACAUUGCUGCCGAGAUUGGCGAAGGUUCCGGUAUCAUCAUUGGUGUUCCAGCUGCUUUCAGUCCAACAUGCUCUGAUUCCCACGUUCCUGGUUUCAUCAUGCACCCAAAGCUGGAGUCUGCAGGAAAGGUCUUUGUAGUAUCUGUCAACGAUGCUUUCGUGUAAGAACCUUUCACUCUAACCCCACAUACUUAACUCACCUCGAAUUUAACUGACCAUCCUAUCAACAGUAUGAACGCAUGGGGAAAAUCCCUCGACGCAGACAAGAAGAGUGGUAUUCGUUUCCUCGCCGAUCAAGAUGGUAGCUUCACCCGUUCUUGGGACCUCGAAUUCCCAGCUGCACCAUUUUUGGGCACAAACCGAAGCAAGAGAUACGCAAUCGUCAUUGAAGGUGGUAAAGUUAAGAGUGUACACAUCGAGCCAGAUAACACUGGUCACACUGGUAUGUUUGAAAGGCACUUCCUGUUCACAGACAAUAUGCUAACAACAACUUGUAGUUUCCGGCGCCGACAAGAUUCUUGGAGAGUAAGGAUUGGAUAAUGAGGGGAAUAAUUAUGAAUAACCGCUUAUAUGACAUAUAGAGACACGGUCAAACAUCGUGAAGGAAAACUUUGAAUUUUGGAUUUGAUAGUCACAAUCGAACUUUUUUUUUACAAAAGCUCAAAGA